Odobenus rosmarus divergens (Pacific walrus) is the source of this 2954-nucleotide messenger RNA. RefSeq names its product DNA (cytosine-5-)-methyltransferase 3 beta (gene DNMT3B). Gene Ontology annotation, biological process: negative regulation of transcription by RNA polymerase II. The coding region runs from base 1 to 2571 and encodes 856 amino acids. Gene Ontology annotation, molecular function: DNA (cytosine-5-)-methyltransferase activity, acting on CpG substrates; DNA binding. The transcript is spliced from 22 exons. Gene Ontology annotation, cellular component: nucleus. Lineage: Eukaryota; Metazoa; Chordata; Mammalia; Carnivora; Odobenidae. The record is from RefSeq and is a predicted model, not a curated record.
AUGAAGGGAGACACCAGACAGCUCAACAGAGAGGAGGACGCCAGCGGGAGGGAAGACUCCAUCAUCACUAAUGGGGGCUGCAGCGACCAGUCUUCUGACUCCAAGGAUGCGCCCUCACCCCCUAUCCUGGAGGCUAUCAGCACCCCGGAGAUCAGAGUCCGUAGAUCAAGUUCACGGCUGUCCAAGAGGGAGGUCUCCAGUCUGCUAAGUUAUACUCAGGAUCUGACGGGUGAUGGAGAUGGUGAGGGGGAAGACGGAGACGGCUCUGACACCCCAGUGAUGCCCAAACUCUUCCGUGAAACCAGGACUCGGUCUGAAAGCCCAGCUGUCCGAACCCGAAAUAACACCAGUGCCUCCAGCCGGGAGAGACCCAGGUCCUCCCCGCGUUCCACCCGAGGCCGGCAGGGCCGUAAUCCUGUGGAUGAGUCCCCCGUGGAGUUCUCAGCUACCAGGUCCCUCAGGCGGCGGACAGUAUCCUUGGCAGGCACGCCGUGGCCGUCCCCAGCCAGCCCCUACCUCACCAUUGACCUCACGGAUGACGAUGUGGUGCCCCAGAGCAGCAGUACGCCCUACACCCGCUUGGCCCAGGACAGCCAGCAGGAUGGCCUCGAGUGCCCACAGGUGGACGCAGAGGGUAGAGAUGCCGACAGUGCCGAGUAUCAGGAUGGGAAGGAGUUUGGGAUAGGAGACCUUGUGUGGGGAAAGAUCAAGGGCUUCUCCUGGUGGCCUGCCAUGGUGGUGUCAUGGAAGGCCACCUCCAAGCGCCAGGCCAUGUCUGGCAUGCGGUGGGUCCAGUGGUUUGGUGACGGCAAGUUCUCUGAGGUGUCUGCAGAUAAGCUAGUGGCCCUGGGGCUGUUCAGCCAGCACUUUAACCUGGCGACCUUCAAUAAGCUGGUCUCUUACAGGAAGGCCAUGUACCAUGCGUUGGAGAAAGCCAGGGUACGGGCUGGAAAAACCUUCCCCAGCAGUCCUGGAGACUCAUUGGAGGACCAGCUGAAGCCCAUGUUAGAGUGGGCCCAUGGGGGCUUUAAGCCCACUGGGAUUGAGGGCCUCAAACCAAACAACAAGCAACCAGUGGUUAAUAAGUCGAAGGUGCGUCGUGCAGGCAGUGGGAACUUAGAAUCAAGGAAAUACGAGAACAAGACUCGAAGACGCACAGCUGACGACUCGGCCGCCUCGGACUACUGCCCACCACCCAAGCGCCUAAAGACCAACUGCUGUAACAAUGGCAAAGACCGAGGCGAGGAGGACCAGAGUCGAGAACAAAUGGCUUUGGAUGUUUGCAACAACAAGAGUAACCUGGAAGAUAGCUGUUUGUCCUGUGGUCGGAGAAACCCCGUGUCCUUCCACCCUCUCUUUGAGGGUGGGCUCUGCCAGACGUGCCGGGACCGCUUCCUCGAGCUGUUCUACAUGUACGACGAUGAUGGCUAUCAGUCCUACUGCACCGUGUGUUGUGAGGGCCGCGAGCUGCUCCUCUGCAGCAACACCAGCUGCUGCCGGUGCUUCUGCGUGGAGUGCCUGGAGGUGCUGGUGGGCACGGGCACCGCGGCAGACGCAAAGCUGCAGGAGCCCUGGAGCUGCUACAUGUGCCUCCCGCAGCGCUGUCAUGGCGUCCUCCGGCGCCGGAAGGACUGGAAUGUGCGCCUGCAGGCCUUCUUCACCAGCGACACGGGGCUCGAAUACGAAGCCCCCAAGUUAUACCCUGCGAUUCCCGCAGCCCGAAGGCGGCCCAUUCGAGUCUUAUCCCUGUUUGAUGGAAUUGCAACAGGGUACUUGGUCCUCAAAGAAUUGGGCAUCAAAGUGGAGAAGUACGUCGCCUCCGAAGUGUGUGAAGAAUCCAUUGCUGUUGGAACUGUGAAGCACGAGGGCAACAUCAAAUACGUGAAUGACGUCAGGAACAUCACGAAGAGAAAUAUUGAAGAAUGGGGCCCCUUCGACUUGGUGAUUGGUGGUAGCCCAUGCAAUGAUCUCUCAAAUGUGAACCCUGCCAGGAAAGGCCUGUACGAGGGUACAGGCCGGCUCUUCUUUGAGUUCUACCACCUGCUGAAUUACACGCGCCCCAAGGAGGGGGAUGACCGGCCCUUCUUCUGGAUGUUUGAGAAUGUGGUAGCCAUGAAGGUUGGCGACAAGAGGGACAUCUCUCGGUUCCUGGAGUGUAACCCAGUGAUGAUCGAUGCCAUCAAAGUGUCUGCCGCUCACAGGGCCCGCUACUUCUGGGGCAACCUGCCUGGAAUGAACAGGCCCGUGAUAGCAUCAAAGAAUGAUAAACUCGAACUGCAGGACUGCUUGGAGUUCAAUAGGACAGCAAAGUUAAAGAAAGUACAGACAAUAACCACCAAGUCGAACUCGAUCAGACAGGGGAAAAACCAACUUUUCCCUGUUGUCAUGAAUGGCAAAGAAGAUGUUUUGUGGUGCACUGAGCUAGAAAGGAUCUUCGGCUUUCCUGUACACUACACGGAUGUGUCCAACAUGGGCCGUGGUGCCCGCCAGAAGCUGCUUGGGAGGUCCUGGAGUGUGCCUGUCAUCCGACACCUCUUCGCCCCCCUGAAGGACUACUUUGCCUGUGAAUAGCCCUCCCAGGCACCCUGAGCCCAGGAGCACUGGGGCAUGUGGGGCAGAGCCAGGACCCAGUAGGUACAGCCCCAGUUCUGCCCUUCCUCUGCCCAGCAUUGUGGGGUCACGCCACAUAACCUUGGCAGGAGUAGAGCUGUGUGACCCACUCCUGGCAGGGGGAGCCUGAGGUGCCACCUCCUUGUGCACAAUUCAGACCUGGCCGCUAGGAGCGGCCAAACACGGUGCUCAUUUUGUCUUCUCUGAAAACAAAACUUGAAGUAGGUAGUAAGAUGGCUUUUUUUUCCCUCCUGGGUUUACUGCUCAGAGAAACAAUGGCUAAGAUACCAAAACCACAGUGCCGACAGCUCUCUAAUACUCAGGUUAAAGCUGAAAAAUCACCC